AAUGAUAUGGACGUUGUUUCAUUAUACCGCUUCACUAGAAAAUCCGAAAACAAUAAAAUGGAAUACUCCGAAACCAUAAAAAUCGGUAUUAUAUAUGAUGGUGUACCCACGGAGAUACUUAUGUGCGGAACAAAAAUAACACCGGAGUUAUAUGUCCCCCCUGUACGUUUAUGUUUAAACUGCGGACGGUUAGGACACAUACAGCCCGAUUCUGAAUACUCCCCGGGAGAUUAUUCCCGGGGAGAUUAUUUUUCCCGGGAAUAAAAUCCUCCUAUUCUAAACAAACGGGGAGAAUGGUAAUAAGGGAGAGAGAAUUUCGAUUAUUCGAAGUCAGCUGUUUUGCGUCAGCUGUUUUGUUUGGCUAACAAUUUGCAAAUAUUUUUAUGACUUCAAAAGCAUAAAGUGAUUAAAAAUAAAAAAAGAACUAUAAAAAAACAAUUUAAAAAUGUUUAGUGUUGCGUUUGUGAUGCUAGCUGAUGCAGAAAACGCUGAAGUGCAGCAGCAGGAGAAAAAUAUGCAAAGGAUAGAAAGGAGAAGGUUACGCGAUGCCAUCAACCCACUUGAGUUGCCUCAAUCUUUAUUUGAAAAAUAUUAUAGGGUAAACAAACCGGCAUUCAAGUAUCUGUUGGGCGUGUUAACUUCCAACAUUCAACCUAAACGUAAGUCAUUUGCAGUUUCUCCUGUUGUGAAACUAAGUGCGGCUCUACGCUUCUUUGCGGAAGGCGGGUACCAAACAGGCAUAGGAAAAGAUUGCGACGUGUCUGUGGCCCAGUGUAGUCUUAGCAAAGUUCUCACGGAAGUCAUAAAUAUAUUUGAGAAACAUCUCUGCCCAAAAUGGAUAAGGUUCUGCAGAACGGAAGAGGAGAAACGUAAAAUUGCUUUAGCGCUUUAUAUAAAGCAUGGCAUUCCGAGCGUUAUAGGAUGCGUUGACGGAACACAUGUCCGCAUUAUUGCUCCCUCCGCCAAUAAGCACUUAUAUUACAACAGGAAGGGCUACUAUAGUUUGAAUGUUAUGCUGGUGUGUGAUCAUGAGUUGAGGAUUCAGUACGUGGAUGCAUCGCAUCCUGGGGCGUGCCACGAUUCAUUCAUUUGGAAUACCAGCGAGUUGCGAGCCCACCUUGAGGAAGUCUAUCGAACAGGCGGUAGUAAAUAUUGGCUCCUUGGAGAUGCAGGGUAUUCUCUAGAACCGUGGCUUUUGACCCCUCAUAGAUGUCCACAGGAUGAAUCAGUUGAAAUUAAAUUCAAUGAAAUCCAUUCAAAGUGCCGCAAUGUAGUUGAACGCACCAAUGGCGUUUUGAAAAAUAGAUGGAGGUGCAUUCUUGGUGCUAGGGAGUUGCACUAUUCUCCUGAAAAAGCCGCAAAAAUCACAAAUGUUUGCUGUGCCUUGCAUAAUAUAUGCAUUCAUUUCAAAUGCAAUACUGACGUCAACGAUGUUGAACAUGUUGAUAGUAUUAGCAUACAAUAUAGUGAUAGUGAUGUAGUAUCCUUGGCCACGCAGCAGUAUUUGUCGGUUGCCCAAAAUAUUAGAAAUAAUAUUGGACAUAAUCUGUAGUAGAUAUUCCCCUAAAUUUAGACUCAGACACUAAUAAACGGCAAUCAAUCACUUAUAUA
Molecule: messenger RNA, 1611 nt
Organism: Musca domestica (house fly)
Lineage: Eukaryota; Metazoa; Arthropoda; Insecta; Diptera; Muscidae
Product: putative nuclease HARBI1
Exons: 4
Coding region: 446-1552 (368 amino acids)
Source: RefSeq, a predicted model, not a curated record